CACUGCUCUCCUCUGAAUGGUGCGUUACUUGCGCGCUACGCUCCCAGUCAAGACCAAUAGGAAGUUCUGUACGCUAACACGAGUGGAAUAUACAUGAAUUGGAACAGGGGAAACCCACUGGAAGCGCAUCUACAGUAGGGAUACCUGCUCACGAUAUUGGAUAACAAAAAGCACAAUUUCGCCGGCGACUCGAGAACUUAAUGCUGAUAUCUGCUUGAUUUUUUUAGUGAGGGGGUUGGUUUCUAAGUGAACCCGAACAAUUUUUAUUUGUUUACGAAAAACAAUUACUCUACAAAAACUUUUUUAUAUUCAUUUUUCCCUCGUCAAGAACUUGGGGACUAACUUCCAUCCAGCAGACACUGGGAUAUUUCAUGUGGCUGGCCGUUUGACAGAAGCACGCAUUGCUUGGUAAACCAUCGCGGACCUCCUCCAUCUCACCACGAUGUCCAGCCAGGUCCUCUUCGCGUUGUUGAACGUCUUAAUUCUAGCGCGUACUCUCAUGGCCCACGAUUGCACACCAUGUGAACUCCGAACGUGUCCCGUACAACACCCGCAUGGCUGCGAGAGCGGCCGGACCUUAGCCCGGGACCCAUGUGGAUGCUGUGACCAGUGUACUCGGAUGGAGUGGGAACCGUGCGGUGGCCAGGACUGGGUGCUGGGCUACUGCGCGCUGGGGCUCACUUGCGCCUCUUUCAACAGAACUGGAGCUGCGAUGCUGCCUGAGAUCGGAGUUUGUAAAGUGCUUCCAGAGAGCCCGGAGGCCGGCCUUGUGGACGAGCGCUGCCCCCUCAUGACGGGCUGCGACCGGGCCGGGGAGGAGUGUGUGUGCGACGCCCGCCACUCCUGCUUGGGCUCCUUCUCCUACCCAGACCAGGAGAGCUGCAUGAAGGCCAGCAAGACAGAGGGUCGCAGACACGAGCACCGGGACAGACACAGGGAGAGGUUUGUGGGCCCGUCCAACCCGGCCUGCAUGUUCUCUGGCUGCAACCUGACAGCGGAGGGUUGCGAGUGCGAAUCCCGCAGCUGCCACCACCACUUCUCCUACAUCAACCGCAGCCAGUGUCUAGAAGCAGCAGCAGUUCUCAAGUGCUCGGGCGUGACCUGCCCCCCUGUGCCGGCGCCCUCCUGCCCCAAGGGCUCCGUCCUGACCAAGAGCUACACGCCCCCUGCUGGCUGCUGCCCCUCCCUGCCGCCCCAGUGUACCUGUGACCUCGGCACCUGCCCCGCGGCCCGCUGCCCCUCAGGCCAGAGGGCCGUGGUGCCCCGCCCGGCCAGCGGCCUGCCGGGGGACUGCUGCGACGUCUUUGAGUGCCAGAAAGUCACUCCAAAGUGUGCCCACAACGGGAAGGACUUCUCGGAGGGCGAGGUGUACCGCAUGGACCCCUGCUGGCUGUGCCAGUGCCGCGGCGGCAUCUCCUUCUGCUCCAAGGCCGAGUGCGCCGAGCUGGACUGCGAGAACUUCUACAUCCCAGAGGGCGAGUGCUGCCCUAUCUGCAUAGACGUGGAGCUGCUCUCCAUGGACAGCACCAAGGCCAGCUGCUGGGUGAACAACAAGCUGCUGGGCCACGAGGACCAGUGGAAGGAGGACGACUGCACCUUCUGUCAGUGUGUGGACGGGGAGCCCCACUGCACCGCCAUGGCCUGCAAGCAGAGCUGCCAGAACCCAGUCAAGAUCCCCGGGGAGUGCUGCCCCUUCUGCGAAGAACCUUCCUACGAGACGGUGAGCCCGCUGCUCUGCCCCCCGCUGGAGAACUGCUCUCUGUCGGGCCACGACUGCCCCUACGGCUUCCAGCAGGACUCCAACGGCUGCCUGCUCUGCCAGUGCCUCAGCAACGACUCCUGUCCCGACCUUGAGCGCUACUGCUCCCUGCAAUGCACCAUGGGAUACGAGAAGGACGACUACGGCUGCGAGGUGUGCGAGUGCAGCGUCCCCAAGUGCCGACCUCUGACCUGCACUAAAACCUGCCCCUACGGAUAUGUGAGGAACAAGCACGGCUGCGAGAUGUGUCGCUGCGUCAAGUGUCCCCCCUUCACCUGCGACAAGCACUGCAGUGAGGGCUACCGCCAAAACAGGAAGGGCUGCUCCGUCUGCAUGUGCAAAGAGAGCGGACACCGUGGGCCUCCCACCACCACCACCACCACCACCACCACCACCGCCAUGCCGGUGCUCAGCCAGUGCUUCACCUCCAACGGCCAGCGGUACGAGGAGGGCAAGAGCUGGCACGACGGCUGUCGCGACUGCUACUGCCAGUCGGGCCGGGAGAUGUGUGUGCUCAUAUCCUGCCCCGUGCCCAGCUGCGCCAGCCCAGUGGUCAGGCCAGACCAGUGCUGCCCCACCUGUGACGAUGAAUCGGGCAGCGGGCAGCCCGUGGGCAUGGACCUGUGCAGAGCUCCGGGAGGGGAGCUCUACGUGGAAGGAGAGACCUGGAACCUGGACGAAUGCACGCAGUGCACCUGCAGGAAGGGGAGGGUCCUGUGUGACACUGAGGUGUGUCCCCCAGCCCUCUGCCCAUCACCGGCCAAGCCCAAGGGGGCCUGCUGUCACGCCUGCUCAGAGGAGGACGAGGUGAGCUCCCUGUUGCCGGUGAACACCAGCCAGCAGGAGUACUGCAUCACGGGGGAGGGGGACGUGCUGCUGGCCGGCGACUCCUGGAAGCCCAACGCCUGCACCAGCUGCACCUGCACCAACGGCACGGUCGAGUGCUUCUCCCAGCGCUGCCCGGCCGCGCGCUGCAGGGUGCCCGUCCUACGCAAGGGCCAAUGCUGCCCCCACUGCCUGGAAGUGGUGGUGAUGACGACAGCCCCCGCCGCCGAGUCCACUGCGGCCCCCGAGACCCGGGCCCUCACCACGACGCAGAGCGUCCAGUGGAUCACCACCGCCACCACCAGCCAGCCCCCCAUCGUCCCAGUCACAGACGCCCCCCGCUCUGGGGACAACUUCCCCAGCCAGACGGAGAUGGCCCACAUCUACCAGUCGGCGGCCUGGAUACUGGCGGCGCUCCUGCUCAUCAUCAUCGUCUUCAUCAUCGCCGUGCUGCUCCUCAACAGGAAGAAGAAGUGGCUGCAGAUGUCCUGCUACAGUGCACCCAAAAAGACGGUGAUCCUGAAGAAGCACGUGAACAAGAACUCUGUGGUGUACAUGGAGCCCUCCAAGGAGAACAAGUUCCAGAACGUGAAGAACGACUAUGGAAUCGUCAACUUCUCGCCCGAAAGCAGCUCUCCGUGCGGGGAGAGGAUGACCAUUCCCCGGGCCAAGCUCGGCAUGAGCAACGGCCGGGGUCUCCACUAGAGAGGUCGCCCCCCCCGUCCCCAGGCCAGACACCUACACCUUGGAGCGGAGCGAGCUCUCGUUUCCAAGGUGAUUCAUCAAACAAUGCACUGUGGGCUGGCCAUGAAUGCCUCGGGUGGCACCCGCCUGUUUCCUGUAACUGUCUUCCUAUGUGGCAAAGCAGCAGAGGGACCUCCAGAGAAGACCAAACAAGUGACUUCUAUUGCUUCUAUUAUUUUUUUUAUUUUGUACUCCCAAUUCAUUUAAGUCUGGACUUUGAUCAUGGCCAGUGAAGUACGGGAGAAGACAGAAGUUUCAAACUAAAUCGGGGAUGUAUGGAUGUAGCUGGACCAUUGGACACCGCCAACCUUGGCUUUGGUGCAGAGAGAACUGUAUAGGCUGUACAUACCAGAGAUGGCCUUCGACUGGGAACUGAACGUACACACCGUCACUCUUUAUUGCCACCCUGGGAACUGGAACUUUGAGUUGAUGGGGUGACAUGCUGGCAGGAGUGGACAGGCUGUUGGUUCGAGGCAGGUUGAAAGCCUGUUAUGCUGUCUUAAUGCAGCAGUGCUGUGUCAGUAAAAAAAACAAAAACAUAUUCCAAGUUGGAUUCAAUUGAAACAUUCAAGCCUUUACUAUCAGAUGUCGGUAGCUUUACACACCCACACACCCAAAACUCCUGAUUUAGAAUGUGUGGUUUCCAUUGUAGGUUUUUUGUAUAUUUUUACAGUAUUUGUAUUAAUAGUUGUAGUGUUAUGCCUGGCCUCAUGUUUUUACUCUUGGUGUCUCUGUGGUGGCCAGGUUUAAAAAGAAAAACUAAGAAACUGAAAAAAUGUAAUCACCUCCACCCAUUCCGUAAGCCCAGGAAAAGAAACCGAUCCUUUCCACGGAGAAGGGGCAUCUUCCAUUACAUGACGGAUUACAAUAUGCGUGCCCUUCCACUGGGAACACCAUGCCAACAUACACCGGGCCGAGAGAUGCAUUACAUAUCUGAUGUGGUGCGUCGCUCCUGGAAACCUAACUGGAACACGGUAUCUGAUAGCAUUCGCGUUUUCCACAUGGACCGAUUCACCCCCGGGCUGUCAACGGACGCAAUCGAUCCACAACUCCAUGGCAUGUUUUGGAAUGCCAAGAAAAUAAAAAAAAAAGAUGAAAAAGUCUUUUGGGGAUGUGUUUGACGCCAAUCCCUUGUUUUGAUAUCAUUAUCACAUUUAUUUAGACCUGCAUGGAGCUACUGUUUUUGCAGAAUGCUAGAAAGGGUUGUCCCGUCAAACAAAGCUACCAUUCCAUCGCCUUAAUGUUGCUCUUCUUGCCAUCUCAUGUUUUGAUUUGAUUUUUACUUCAGCCAAUAUUAAGAAAUAUAUGACAAACAUAAUAUAUACAUUCAUUACCCAGAUGAACAGAUUGUAUGUGUUGUACAGCAUACAGUUGUCAAUGAUUGUUAUCAACUCCUUAUACAGGCGAGCUACUAGUAAAUUAUAUGAAGUGGGAGCGUCGGAGGGGACGAGGUGUAAAUAAAGUUAUACAUAAAAAAAAACAUUGGAACAUACAUGUUAAAGAGACAUAGCACUUUUAUUAGGAGCCAGUGUUGUUUGUUGUUUAAGGGUUUUUGUUAUGUUGUUUUUCUUUUACAAUGCCCACUGCCGAAUACUAAGGGGAUUAAAGACCUACAUCGAGGAUUUAAUACGUUUAUGAAGCACAUGUAGUUAUCAAACCACUCCAGUCCCCGACAUUGUUGCACCACAGUCGGGGAUUCAAACCCAAUCAGAGGGAGGGGGAGGGGAAGUGAAAGAGAGAGGCAGGGUCUGUGUGAAGCAUUACAACAUCACAUCCAGGGUUUUACAGGAGAACUUGCAUUCAGUUUCCGCUUUGAUUUCCUGUUUCUCAAUGCAAGACCGCUGCACUGCCAAAAGAAUGGCAGGCCAUUUACAGCGAUGUUCUGUCUGGGUUUUUCGGUAGGUCUGUCCGUUUCAAAUCAUAACCAUGUGCUUUAAAAUGAAGAAAUGAGUUUGUUCAACUUAACGCAGUUCUCUGUUCUUCUAUGUGUUUAAAAGAGGAUAGUUUAAAAUAGUGGGAGAGAAGAUCUUAUUUAUUUUUUCACAUAGCUUUAUUUAUUAAUACUAAACUAUAGUUUAAGUUGUUUUUUUUUUUCUUUAUCUUUUUGAAAAGACAAAAAUAAUUUUGGUAGCCAAAGCUGCUGUACAUUUUAGACAUCGUAAAAAAAAACAUUUACCAUUUCUAUCUACUAUACCCUGUACAAGCUUUAUUUAUUUCACCGGUGAAAACUCUGUACAUAUGUUUCCUAGAUGCUGAACUGUAACAUUUACACCUAUUUUGAAAAUAAAUAAAACGUGUGAUACAAAGUG
Messenger RNA from Gadus morhua (Atlantic cod), 5637 nucleotides. RefSeq names its product cysteine-rich motor neuron 1 protein. Bases 443 to 3289 code for a protein of 948 amino acids. The transcript has 15 exons. The record is from RefSeq and is a predicted model, not a curated record. Gene Ontology annotation, cellular component: plasma membrane; extracellular region. Lineage: Eukaryota; Metazoa; Chordata; Actinopteri; Gadiformes; Gadidae. Gene Ontology annotation, molecular function: protein binding; serine-type endopeptidase inhibitor activity.